Ochlerotatus camptorhynchus is the source of this 530-nucleotide messenger RNA. RefSeq names its product ATP synthase, subunit G (gene ATPsynG). Gene Ontology annotation, biological process: proton motive force-driven ATP synthesis. The coding region runs from base 92 to 391 and encodes 99 amino acids. Gene Ontology annotation, molecular function: proton-transporting ATP synthase activity, rotational mechanism. The transcript is spliced from 3 exons. Lineage: Eukaryota; Metazoa; Arthropoda; Insecta; Diptera; Culicidae. The record is from RefSeq and is a predicted model, not a curated record.
AGUGGCUAGUGCAACAUUUUAACGUCAGAUUCCUUCGUGCUGGUUUUGGAACUCGGAAAGCGACAGACCGAAAACUUAAAAGUAUCUUACGAUGGCUUCUCUAGCAAACAAGGGUUCCUCUCUGGUGUCGACGCUGCUGAACCAGGCUCGGCCAAAGUUCAACGUAUUCAUGAAGUACGCCAAAGUUGAGCUGACGCCACCCACACCAGGAGACAUCCCAGCCAUCCGCGACGGAAUCGCUCGCAUUGUUUCGGGAGCCCGCACCGGAGCCUGGAAGAACCUGACUGUGAAGGAAGCCUGGUUGAACACUUUGGUCACCGCCGAAGUUUGCUUCUGGUUCUACGUCGGCGAAUGCAUUGGCAAGCGCCACCUGGUUGGUUAUGAAGUCUAAAUCGAUAAAAACCUCCGGUGAAUACCAUCUACAAGCUAGGUAGGGUCGAAUCAGUUAAAAACCCGAAAGGAAGUGAUGGAUCUUGUAAGAAGAAAACAUUUCGUUCGAGUCGAUAAAUAAUUACUACUGUAAAAACAAA